AUGGGGUGCGUUUAGGAUAAAAAUUAAUAGCAAGUUUUAGUUUAUGAAAAUAGCAUGGGAGAGCAUUUUUCAACAGUUUCAGGAAAAGAUAUUUAAAAUAUUUAAGUUGUAGUCAUGGGCGUAACUUAAGAAAAUGAGUAAAGAAUAUUUGCUUAUGAUGCACUAACAUAAAAAUUUAAAGCACUUUUGGUGCCUCAAGGAAUGACAAUAUGGAAUUAUUCUUGUUUAGUACAUUUAUCUAAUAGAGAAAUAUUUAUUACAGGAGGAUUGAGUUCAUCUGCUUCAGAAAUAAGUAGCCAGGCAUAUAUUUAUGAUAGCAUUAACAAUAGAGCAAUUAGAUUACCAAAUAUGAUAUGUCCAAGAUAUACCCACAUUAGCAUAUUCCAUAAAGGUAAACUAUAUGCAAUUGGUGGAAGAGAUUAUGGUGAUGAUGACGACAGUGCUAUUAGGUCAUAAUGCGAAAGAUUUAACUUUUUUAUUCAUAAAUGGGAGAAAAUUAGUAAGUUAAAUAUCCCCAGAUGUACAGGUUUUUCCUUCAUAUAUAAGGACUCUCUCUAUGUUUGUGGUGGACUUACUGGCAAAAUGCAUCGUUCAAGGGCUAUUGAAAGAUAUGAUGAGAGCAAUGACCGAUGGGUUUUAUUAGAUUUUAAGCUUUCGAGAGGGUUAGAGUGUGGUUCUCUAUUCUCAGCUGCUCACUUUUUGCCACCUACUUAAGCAAAAGAUAAAUUUAUUAUCGUUGGUGGAAACACUGAAGAGGGAUCAUAAGAUACUAUGUAUAUAUACAGUAUGAGUGAUAAAACUGUCCUUGGAGGACCUAGUAUGAACUAAAAAAGAGUUUUACAAAAAGCUAUCGCUUACAGCAAUAAGGUACAUAUUUUUGGAGGUUCAGAGACUGAUGGUGUUGAGGUUUACGAUUAAAGUGCUAAUAAUUGGAAAGAGGAUAAGCUACAAACAUUUUCUUUAUUUGUUUCUCCCUAAGAUAUUGACUUAUUCUCUUAUUCUUAACCUCCUGUUACUAUUCCUGAUGAGAUCCCUUUAUCAUCCAAGAUUAAUUAAUCUCAUGUACAACAAUAAAAUUAAUCAAAUAUAACUUAAGGAGUAUAGAAUGGGGUUAUUUAAUAUAAUAUUAAUGUAGAAAAAGUGAAUGAAGAAGAUGAAAAUUCAAAUGGGAAGAUUCUCAGUAGCAACGACUUAAAAAAAUCGAAUUUAAAAGGAGAAGACAAAAAAUUUCAUAUUGAGACUGAAUUAUCUCCUAUCGCUAAAAGUUUAAUUAAGGAAGAUUUAAUUGUUGAAAAAUCUUAUUUGUUCGGCACCGAUAUUGAUCCUUUUAUAUUAGAAAUAGAUUUCUUAAAUGCUAAAAUAGAGAAAAAAAGUGUUCCAUUGUAGAUUCGUUUAUUCUAAUAUUAAAGUGCAGUUGCUGUAAAAGAAAAGAAUUUAAUUUUGUUGAUGGGAGGAGUGCAUGAUGGAAUGAAUAAAACUGUUAAUUAUACCUACACACUUGACGUUGAAAAAUUUGUUGGAAAGAGAACUGAAAAUAUGAUAGUUGGUGCUUAUGCAUUUGCUACUCUUGCUAUUUAUCCAUAUGUUUAUGCGAUAGGAGGUAAAUAAAGUACUGAUUUAUCACAGAGCAACAGUACUUAUCCAGUUAUAUUGAAUUCUACCCAAAGAUUUAAUUUAGAAACAAUGAAAUGGGAAAAAUUACCAAAUUUAAAUGUUAAAAGAGUAUCUGCAAUGGUCACUAACUUCUCAAAUAAAAUAUACGUUUUUGGAGGAUUCAAGGGAGAUAUGGAGUAGGUUAGGCCUAAUGAAAUUGAAGUUUACAAUUAACAUUCCCCUGCUAAAGAUUCUAAAGGUUAACCUAUUUGGGAGGUUAUAUCUGUGAAAUUUCCUAUUGGAUUGGAAGGAGCUCCUCUUCUUAAAGUGAAUCUAUUGAACUAGGAACGCCCAGAUAUCAUAUUAUUUGGAGGAAGGACUUCGAGUGGAGAAAUUAAAUACAUAUCUAAAUUAUCUUUAGAGAUAGAUUAGACAUAAUCUGAAAAGUAAACUGAGAAUGAAGAAGAGGAAGAACAAAAUGAUGAAGAGCCUCAGCUUUCACUAAAGUUGGAUAAACUUAAUCAAAUGAUUUAGAGCAGGUGUCUCCACAAAGUAAUUUAGCCUUACAAAAAUUUUGUUCUAGUAUUAGGUGGCUAGUUUGAGCCAUAUGUUGAGUGUGUUGAUAUCUCCAAGAAUUACACUUCUGCAGCUCUAUCCUAAGUUCCUCAUAUUGAUUUGAUGGCAAAGACACUUAGUUCUUUCAUUAAGAAACUCAAAGAUCACACAUUAAAGCAAUGCUCAUUUACCUAUUUUUGA
This is a messenger RNA of Tetrahymena thermophila SB210, 2349 nucleotides long. Its product is annotated as kelch motif protein. The transcript has 3 exons. NCBI's taxonomy places the organism in Eukaryota, Ciliophora, Oligohymenophorea, Hymenostomatida, Tetrahymenidae. Gene Ontology annotation, molecular function: protein binding. The record is from RefSeq and is a predicted model, not a curated record.